Molecule: messenger RNA, 567 nt
Organism: Lathyrus oleraceus (garden pea)
Lineage: Eukaryota; Viridiplantae; Streptophyta; Magnoliopsida; Fabales; Fabaceae
Product: ribonuclease H2 subunit A
Exons: 4
Coding region: 109-567 (152 amino acids)
Biological process (GO): mismatch repair; DNA replication, removal of RNA primer
Cellular component (GO): ribonuclease H2 complex
Molecular function (GO): RNA-DNA hybrid ribonuclease activity; RNA binding
Source: RefSeq, a predicted model, not a curated record
CUUGCUUCUCUUUCUCCCAAAUCCACUCCCCCUUCUUCCAACCCUCAAUCAGAGCUUGUUUAUCCUGUGUGAAAGAUUCUUCCCCUAAACCCCAUUAUAUGUGCGAAAAUGGGAUCCGAAGCUAUGGUUCCAGAAUGGGCAUCGGAGCCUUGCAUAAUGGGAAUCGACGAAGCCGGAAGAGGUCCCGUUCUUGGUCCUAUGGUCUAUGGCUGUUUAUACUGUCCUCUCUCCUACAAGAAAACCCUAGCUACUUUGAGUUUCGCCGAUUCUAAGACUCUGAAGGAAGAGAAGAGGGAGGAAUUAUUUGAAGCUUUGAAAGGCAACGAUUCUAUUGGAUGGGCUGUUGAUGUCAUUGAUCCAAAGGAACUCUCUGCUAAAAUGCUCAAGAAGAAUAAGAUAAACUUGAAUGAGAUAUCACAUGACUCUGCUAUGGGCCUCGUUGAUAGGGUCCUCAAAAUCGGAGUGCUUCUAACCGAGGUUUAUAUUGAUACGGUCGGAGAUCCAGGGAAAUAUGAGGCAAAAAUGUCUAAAAAUUUCCCAUCUAUCAAAUUUGCUUCGAUUGAUUGA